GACAGUGUCGCUACUGAUCAAGGUAGAAUUCGAUUCUCAGUUGUUUUCACCUACAAUAUUUCAAAGUUUGGAAAGUUUAAAUGUGUGAUGGAAUUCGUUGUAAUGAACAUAGUUUUUCGAGUAUUUCUGUGAAAUUAUUAAGUAUUUGUUAAAGGAAGAUAUAAUACAUUAUUGUUCCAUGGACACAUCACUUGCCAAAUUACACUAUAUACCUACAGUUGCAGCGUUUAUAUUAGUACUUGUAUUUAAUAUCGCAAGUGAUCGCCACAUAUAUGAGUGAACAUUGAAUUUACUUGAUGGAAAUGUUAGUUUUUCUAAAAGAAAUCUGUUUUAAAAUAUCGUGUUGUAAUUGCAAUCAGUUUCGUAGCAUGAAAGUUUACAAGUGAGAACUGUGUUCACUGAAAUGGAUUACGACAAUGUGCACGUGCAAACCGCAGCCUUGACAUCUCCCCGGGAACGAUGGCAGCAAAGGUUGAUCACUGGAAACUGAGAUGUCUUGUGAUUCUAGUGAGAAGCUGUCACUUCCAGAGGCACAAGAGGGAUUUCUGAACAUUGUCAGAAAGUUGAAUAAUUCGGACAACUUGAAGCAGUUUCUUGAUUGGAUACAGUGGAAUUGGUUGAAUGACUGCAACCUGAAGGACACUGAGACUUCUGAGGAGAUACUGGAUGCUAUUGCUUCUGAUCUGCGCAGCUCUCUACCACCCGAAGCAAUUCUUCCAUCAGAGACAAUUCGACCACCUGCUUUUGGAAAGAAUUCAGACUGCACACAGGAGCAUACUGUGCAUGUUGAUGAGUUCUUGUAUGACAAUGCAACGGUGGAUGCUUUAUGUGAUGAGGGAAAACUUGCUCGGAACUACUGUUUGCAAUGUGGCUCUUUCAGUACUAGGCCCUUAACCUUCAUUUCACACUCUUUGUCCAGAGAGAAGCUGUUAUUGAUUUUCAAGUCUGUGCUGCCACCGCUAGACAACAAAAUUGUCCUUGACAUUGGCUCACGGCUAGGUGCUGCACUGUUUGGGGCAUAUGUCUAUUCAAAAGCAGCUAAGAUAGUUGGAAUUGAAAUAAAUUCUGAUUUUUGCAAUAUUCAGAACAAAGUUAUAAAGAAGUAUAAUUUCCAGGAUCGGAUUGAGAUUAUUGAAGGAAAUAUAGCUCACAGGCCAGAUGUAAUCCUUUCUGCUGAUGUCAUCAUCAUGAACAAUGUGUUUGAGUUCUUCAUGGAACCUGAACAACAAACAUCCAUGUGGAGAUUUCUGAGGCAAACUAUAAAAUCUGGAACAUUGCUUGUCACUAUACCAUCUCUUGAAGAAACGUUUUCAAGUCUCCAGACCGGAAUCAUUCUAUCAGAGUGGGUGCAGGAAUUACCAUCAUACAACCCAGAUGCAGCUGGCAUCACCUUGAGUGCUGACGAGAUGUUGGAAGUUAAACAGUAUCAAAUUAUGUGAAGUGUCAGCAUGUGGUUAAUGAAAUUAUCAAGAUAUUUGAAGCAACUUGUAUAACAGAAAGUUGUAAAUUAUAUAAUUUUUAGUGACAGUGACUAUGAAAUAUGUAAGUUCUUCCUUACACAGGGAACAUGAAAUAAUGAAUGAAAAUAAUUGGACAUUAGAAGAUCCACCAUACUCCUUACAAGCAUAAUAGUGAAUAUACAUAUUAAUGAAGUGAAUAUUGAAUGAAAUGUGUAUUUCCUUUUUUGUCUUUAAUAAACUGGCACUCUGAUGGUGUGUAUGGUGCAGAAAUGUUGGAA
This is a messenger RNA of Cryptotermes secundus, 1738 nucleotides long. RefSeq lists its product as uncharacterized. The transcript is spliced from 8 exons. Bases 492 to 1439 code for a protein of 315 amino acids. The record is from RefSeq and is a predicted model, not a curated record. Gene Ontology annotation, molecular function: methyltransferase activity. Lineage: Eukaryota; Metazoa; Arthropoda; Insecta; Blattodea; Kalotermitidae.